This is a messenger RNA of Colletotrichum karsti, 318 nucleotides long. RefSeq lists its product as uncharacterized. The coding region runs from base 1 to 318 and encodes 105 amino acids. The record is from RefSeq and is a predicted model, not a curated record. The transcript has 3 exons. NCBI's taxonomy places the organism in Eukaryota, Fungi, Ascomycota, Sordariomycetes, Glomerellales, Glomerellaceae.
AUGGCCAUCACCAGAAUCGGAUUCAUUGCCCUCGCCGACAGCGUCAAGCAGGAGGAGGCCGUCGAGAGGUUCAGCAACUUCGCGAGCGAGUGCAAGAAGGACGGCCAGACGUACAUCGUCUCUUCCAAGGCGAGCAAGUGCAAGGUCCUCACCGACGUGCCGGGCUCCCAGCCGUGGAGCAUCGUGUAUGAGAUCACUUUCGCCAGCGAGGAGGACAUGGAGUACUACCAGACCAAGGACGCUGUCUACCAGGAGCUGAUGAAGCAGGCGGCUGAGGGCAAGGCGACGGGAUUCAUUGCUGUUUCUGCCCAGUUCUAG